This is a messenger RNA of [Candida] anglica, 613 nucleotides long. The record is from the annotation of a GenBank genome assembly. NCBI's taxonomy places the organism in Eukaryota, Fungi, Ascomycota, Pichiomycetes, Serinales, Debaryomycetaceae.
UCGAAAGCUAUAUCCGAGGCAUACACAACAUCACAAUGUCGUUUUUGAGAGAUUUGAUAGAAUUUGCACUUCCUGUUGCUUACGCCGACGAACCAAAGGAAGAUGAAGUAGUUGAAGUAUCUGAAGAAACCACUCCUGAAGCCGAAGAAGAAGAAGCUGAAGCUGAAGAAGAAGAAGAAGAGGAAGAAGAAGAAGAAGACGAAGAUGAAGAAGAUGAAGACGAAAUUGUUGACCCAAUGGACACCAUGCGUGAAGAAUGUCAAGAAACCGCUGCAUGUAAGCCAUACCUUCACCACAUGACCGAAUGUAUCGAAAGAGUUACCAAGGAACAAGAAGAAGAAGGAUACGAACACAAGGAAUACAAGGAAGACUGUGUUGAAGAAUUCUUCCACUUGCAACAUUGUAUCAACGACUGUGUUGCUCCAAAGUUGUUCCACAAGUUGAAGUAGAUUAGACAUAUACACCACACAAUGAUGGAUGCAUUGCCGUGCCCUUUGUCUCAUAAAAACAUACGUUGGGAUAAGGUGCAACUUUCUUCCCCGAAAACUAUCCAUGUACCCAAUGAAAUAUACUAAAAAAUUAAAUAUAUAAUCGAUUAUAAUCGAGCGAUAUA